Mugil cephalus (flathead mullet) is the source of this 4453-nucleotide messenger RNA. RefSeq names its product protein FAM214B (gene atosb). The coding region runs from base 1132 to 3063 and encodes 643 amino acids. The transcript has 11 exons. The record is from RefSeq and is a predicted model, not a curated record. NCBI's taxonomy places the organism in Eukaryota, Metazoa, Chordata, Actinopteri, Mugiliformes, Mugilidae.
GAGAAUUUCUUUCUUCCUUUAAGCAAAGGUUGAAACAACGAAAACAGCUGCGAGCACACACACACACGCACACAAAAAAGGGAGACAGGCACAGAGAGGAAGGGACGUAGCAAAGCGAGCUAUGUGGCAAGACAGAGUGGGAGGACGAGACUGAAACUGUGCGAGUAAUUUUUUUUCUCCUCCCCAUCGUAGCUAUCGUUUACCAACGUUUAGCUUCGAAUUCGUGUUUUUUUUCGUCCUGGAAACCGACAACGCAGCAGCUCGGCUCAGCAAAGAGAUAAUAAAAGAAAAAAGGCCAAAUUCCCAGACGACAGGGACGCGUCAGCUGUGUUUCACCUUCCCCAGUCAACAUUUUUCUGAUAGGAGGAAGGAAGUAGAGAGAGUCUACCAACCGGGGAGUCGAGACCGAGAAGGCAGCCUGACCCAGCGGAAAGAGAAACACAGAGGAGGGCAGAAAGAAGAGGCAGCAGUCGCCCAUUCAGCCAGCAGACGAAAUAGAGGAAGGAAGGAGAGUGACAGAGCGAGGCAGCGAGAUAAACCCCAUCUUUUUCGAGAGGGGAUUCUGGGUGGAAUGACCCCAUCAUGAUGCUACAGCUGUGCCACACCUCACGCCUGUGUGACCAAGGAGGGCGUGCCCGGCUAUCGGCCAAUCACAGAGGGAAUCCCAAUAGAGUUACCACCAACUUAGAGACAUUUCCCCUCAAGAGAUUCUUGCAUCACUGACGCUCACUUCUCACCCUGUGGUGUUUGCACUCCUGCCCCGCCUCCUUCGCCCCCUUCUCCCUCUGGAGUCCUUGCUGUUACCUGAUUACCUGUCUUGGGAUGUUGGCGUCAUUUCGUGGCAGCUGCCAUGGAGAUAGACGAGUUCCUUUAGUAGGCCAUUUCAGAAACAGCUUUCAGAUGUUGUCCCAGAAACAACUCGUCAACUCGGGAAGGAUCGGACAAGGACGGGCACAGAGGUGCUCUGCGGCUCAACUUCCCAAUUCACACUGUUCGACAUCACAGCAGGAACUAUAGGACUUCCUAUUCUUGUGGAACAUCUUGCUCGGCCCUCCUGGCUCUUGUGAGGUCCUAAUUGACCCUGUUGCACAAUAGUUAGUUAAGACUCUUGUCCCCCCCAGCAGCGAAACCAUGCGGCACAUUCAUGUGGAGUUAACCCACAAAAAGGCUCCACUAGAGCUUCCAGCACAGGAGGGGGACCUGCCUCCACCUACACCCCCAACACAGGGCCUAGACCCUGGGGUCAGACCAGGCGUGCCCAGGCAUUUUGGCCAGGAGGAGCUGAAGCUCCAAAAGGUCUACCAGCUCUCGAUUUUCUCCCAGUUGGGAGGAUUUUCUACCUCCACAGAAUCCCACACUGAUACUCAACAGAGGCCUGUACGGUUAGGUGUAAAAAGGGGGCUAGAGGAGCCUCAGUUGACUCAUAAGCGCCCCCACCUGGGGGACUCCUCAGACAGGGAGGUGUUGGAGGGAGGGGUGCUCUGUGGGCCAGCCCCAGCUCAAGGUGUGGGGAUGGGUUUGGCGUCCGGGCCCGGUGUACAUGGCUCCCUGUACUCUUGCAUACAGAUGGAGCACAGAGACUCAGAGGGGGGGCUGUCACCCAAGUCUCCACCUCUCUCCCCAAGCCACAACCCCUCCCGACGCCCAGCUCAGCACAAUCACGAUAGGCCCGUUCCUGAUGUGUUCGCCCCACUCUCGCCUAAAUCACCACCAAUGUGUGACCCACACGUGUAUCUCUGUGAGCAGGGCCAUUCCCUUGGAAGCUCAGCCAGAACUGAGCCACCUAACGGGGGCCGUACACCAACCCACUCUCUAGGUAGCCCUGGAAAUGACGGCUGUAGUAACGGGUCAUCUGGAGGGCAACCCAGCCCCCACUUGUACGAAAUGCCCACAUACGAAACUCCCAACCCUGCCAGUCCCACCAGUCCCCCAGGUCCCUUCUCGCCACCACACCACACCGAGCUGCAGGAGCCGGGGGAGGCCACAGAAUGGGACGCCGGGCUCGAAUCCUCGCCGCCCGAACGAAGCGCCACCCAGGCCGCCUCCACCUCCAAUGGCUUGGCCUCCUGGGAGAAAACCCCCAGCAGUAACGGACACCGUCUACUCUCUGGAGGCCACUGGCCCGCCAAAAAAAGACUGCUGUCCCCUAGUGACACGGGGGAGUCGUGCUCAGAAGAUGAGGGACCCUCCACGUCGAAGAGAAGUAGGCUGUCACUGCUGGCUCCGGGAAUCGGCCCAGCCUCGUGCCGUAGCACCGACUCGAAAGCUGCCCCUUACUGGAACCACCUCCUGCCGUCUGUGCGGGACCGGCCUAAGACUGCCACAGAUUGCACACGAUCAGGGAGGCGACUAAAGAAUGGGAUGCGACUGAAAAGCCGGCAGCUGCGCAGCGGCAGACACACAGACACCGGCCGCUCCACACGUUCCAGCUGGCCCUCGUCCUCCAUCAGCAGAUCACUACUCGGCAACUUUGAGGAGUCCAUCCUGAAGGGACGAUUCUCCCCAUCCGGUCGGAUUGAAGGCUUCACAGCGGAGAUCGGUGCCAGCGGCUCGUAUUGCCCGCAGCACGUCACGCUGCCUGUGCAGGUCACAUACUACGACAUCUCCGAACACAGCGCACCUUCGCCCUUCCUGGGGGUGAUAUCCCUUGAGCCUCUGGGAAAGAAAGGAUACAGCAUACCCAAAGCAGGGACCAUUCAAGUGACCUUAUUUAAUCCCAACAAAACUGUGGUGAAGAUGUUCCUGGUGACCUACAACUUUGGCGACAUGCCCGUCAAUCACAUGACCUUCCUGCGCCAUCGCAUCUUCCUGGUGCCAGUAGAAGAGGGGGUGGAGGGGAAAGGCGAAGCGUCUCCUGGGAGUGGGGUGGUAGACAGGAAGAAGAUUCUCUGCUACCUGAUACAUCUCAGAUUCCAGAGCUCCAAAUCUGGGAAGAUCUACUUGCACAACGAUAUCCGGCUGCUAUUCUCCCGUAAAUCCAUUGAAGUGGACACGGGGAUCCCGUAUGAGCUGAAAUCUUUCACCGAGGUGCCAAGAAACCCUAAAUACUCCCCCCGCGUGUAACCCCAGCCUGACGCUCCCGCCUCCCCCCACCCCCACCCCCCCCGAUGCCAACGCAGCAAACCUCCUGUGCUUCCUAGAGAGGAGGGAGGGAAACGGACGGACUGCUGGAACGAUGGACACAAAACUUGAUAAGACUUGAUGGGGACACACAGCAAGCACACGAGACACAUGUGCACACACGGUGCAGCACGGUGCAGCGUGGGUCUUUGAAAAAAUCCUCCUUUUUUAUGUAUUUACUCGGCUUAAAAACUCAAAUACUGAUGAAAAAAAAUGUCUCUGAGGCAAACAAGGCAUUCUUUGUAUCACUCUCCCAUAGAAAAUACGACAGAUGUUUAGUUAAUAGAUGUUAAUAGACUAUUGGUGCGUGGGCAGCCCAGCCAACAUUCAAUUAUAAAAGCAGGACUUUUUCAAGACCUUCAUCUGUACAAAGAAAGAAAGAACGAAAGGCACAAACACUGACACAUGCAUACACACCAAAACAGACUGACAAGACUCAUGCACAUGACAUACUACAAGUAUCACAGUACUCCUGGUGGCAACUCUCAUGAGUUCAGUGUUAACAUGCAUGCCUUGUGACUUAAACACCUGAAUUUUCCUCUAGUGCCGUAUCACACUGUCCUUCACUCUGCCUGCAGCUCCAACUGCCUCAUCGGACCAAUCAUUUUAACCCUGGAUUUAACGGAACGCUGCAAGUAAUGAUCCCACAUUAUAGGACGAUGCACACUUUGACGCCGUCUAACAAGCAGAGAGGAGAUGAGCAGACACAAACUCUAGUGAAGCCGAGGGGCUGAACUAGGAUCGGGCCGACCUGACCGGAUGUCUUACCAUAGAACGUAAUGCGAUUACUAAAAAAAUAACCAACACCUUACACGAUUUGACCAAACUCAGGACAUCUGCUGGCGAAUAAAGUUCUCUUUAUGUACUAUUUAACCUACCACGGUACAGACCACUGUGCACACAUGUCGUGAAAAAACAUGGGAAAUCCAGUUCAUUGUAUGUAGCCAGACUGAGGGACACUGUGCUGUUUUCUUUUAUUAAAAUUCUCUUUAUUUUUUUUAGACUCUGUCCAUAACAGUCGAGUUGUCGGAGCAGAAAUUGAAAAAAAAAGACGAAAAAAAGGAAAAAAAAGACGAGCUGUAGUAUUUUUAAUUUAUGUUUUUCGCAAAUGUCUUAAUAAGCAAUAUGCUGCACAAAGUAGAGUGUGUUUUUUCAGCUGGACAAGCUUUCUCCAUGGAGGGCGGAACAAAGGAAGCAAAGGAUUGAGAGUGAGGGAACAACUGGGAGGAGGGAGGGAGGGAGGGAUAACGAGGGAGGGAAGGGUGGUGGGGUAUUUAAUAUGGGGAAAAAAAAGUCUAUGUAUAUUUAAAACAAUAAACUCCGCGACUGGCGA